GCUCCUUCCCGGCAUGCCCCGCUCGCAGGAGCCGCCCCGAGUCCCGCGCCCGGACUUUGCCAUCGGGGGGCCCGGCCACGGGAGCGCCAGCGGCGUGCGCCCUGGAGCCGCAGCCUGAGCUUUAGCGCACGCGGGGGAUGUGACUGGGACUGAGGGAGCAACCUGGAAGCAUGGAGACUGUGGUGAUUGUUGCCAUAGGCGUGCUGGCCACCAUCUUUCUAGCCUCGUUCGCAGCCUUGGUGGUGGUGUGCAGGCAGCGCUACUGCCGGCCCCGGGACCUGCUGCAGCGCUAUGAUUCCAAGCCCAUUGUGGACCUCAUUGGUGCCAUGGAGACCCAGUCUGAGCCCUCUGAGUUAGAACUGGACGAUGUUGUCAUCACCAACCCCCACAUUGAGGCCAUUCUGGAGAACGAAGACUGGAUUGAAGAUGCCUCGGGUCUCAUGUCCCACUGCAUUGCCAUUUUGAAGAUCUGUCACACUCUGACAGAAAAACUUGUUGCCAUGACGAUGGGCUCUGGGGCCAAGAUGAAGACUUCAGCCAGUGUCAGCGACAUCAUCGUGGUGGCCAAGCGCAUCAGCCCCAGAGUGGACGAUGUAGUGAAAUCAAUGUACCCUCCGUUGGACCCGAAACUUUUGGAUGCACGGACAACUGCCCUGCUCCUGUCAGUCAGUCAUCUGGUGCUGGUGACCAGGAAUGCCUGCCACCUGACUGGGGGCCUGGAUUGGAUUGACCAGUCACUGUCAGCUGCUGAGGAGCACUUGGAAGUCCUUCGAGAAGCAGCCCUGGCUUCUGAGCCAGAUAAAGGCCUCCCAGGCCCUGAAGGCUUCCUGCAGGAGCAGUCGGCCAUUUAGUGCCGGCUGGCCAGCCGCUGGCCCAAGGGUCAGCCUGCUGCCGUCCCUGGGUGGCUCUGCUGAGCCUUCCACUUUUCCCUGUAGAGUUAGUUGUUCUCCACGGCUCCAGCUGUGUAAGCACAGAGAAGCAGGAGAGCGGCCCCGUCAAUCCAUGCCUCUGUUGCAGUUGCAAAUGGUGGCCGGUGAGUGGCAGUCUAAUGCCACAGUUAGGGGAGAUAUUGAAAUGACAUUCACCAUCUGUGCAGCAGAGCUUUGAAAACUGGUGGACUGUCAGCUUUCUUCAGCUCACCUAGUGUUUUCAAGAACAUUGAGCCACCCUCUAAGAAUCAGGAAGUUUCGUAUUAAAAUCAGAAUUUCUGGCUUCUCUUAGACAAUCAGAAGAUGGGGCAACUCUAAUCUGCAUUUUCAAAAGAGGACAAUCAAUUGGAACUAAGUAGGAGUUGCCUCUUUGGACAAGACUUGCACUCUCUCACCUUGCCUGUUUCAUUUAUUUGUAUUAUCGGCCUGGUCCCUGAGGCACCUGAGUCUCUCCUCCUCCACAGGUUUGGGUUUGACGGUGAGCACCGCAGAGUUGAUUAUUCCCUUUUUAUCAUUAUGCCUGCAAUUUUACCUAGCUACCACUAGGUGGAUAGUAAACGUAUACUUAGGUUUCCCUCCA
This is a messenger RNA of Diceros bicornis minor, 1509 nucleotides long. RefSeq names its product transmembrane protein 98 (gene TMEM98). Gene Ontology annotation, cellular component: endoplasmic reticulum. The coding region runs from base 171 to 851 and encodes 226 amino acids. The transcript is spliced from 7 exons. NCBI's taxonomy places the organism in Eukaryota, Metazoa, Chordata, Mammalia, Perissodactyla, Rhinocerotidae. The record is from RefSeq and is a predicted model, not a curated record.